Molecule: messenger RNA, 683 nt
Organism: Panonychus citri (citrus red mite)
Lineage: Eukaryota; Metazoa; Arthropoda; Arachnida; Trombidiformes; Tetranychidae
Gene: Sec61beta
Product: protein transport protein Sec61 subunit beta-like
Exons: 3
Coding region: 158-448 (96 amino acids)
Biological process (GO): intracellular protein transport
Cellular component (GO): Sec61 translocon complex
Source: RefSeq, a predicted model, not a curated record
ACACAAAACAGAGAAAAUUCUGCUUCCGCUAUUGGAGAAAUUGACUCUUUGGUUAAAGAUCAGAUUCUGUGACGUGUUCUUAUGUUGUAUCUUUAAUUUAAAUUUCUGUUUAAUUGAUUUUAAUUGUGGUAAUUAAUUGUUCCGAUAAAGUUUAAAAAUGCCUGCUUCUCCUAGUGCAACUAAUGUCGGUGGUGGAAGUCGAUCUCCACGAGCAAUCACAUCUAGAACUUCUAAUGGAAGUGGUGGUGCAAGAUUAAGGAAAACAGGAACUAGCUCAUCUUCCACUGCAAGUCGAGGUGGUGGACCUUCUUCAGGGGGUAUGUGGCGUUUCUAUACCGAUGAUUCACCUGGAAUUAAAGUAGGACCAGUUCCCGUUCUUGUAAUGAGCUUGGUUUUCAUCGCUUCCGUGUUCAUCUUACAUAUUUGGGGUAAAUACACAAGGGCUUAAAAAGAAAAAGGAAAAAAAAAUAAUUAACCGUUUAAAGACCAAACACUUAAUGGAUUGGGAAUCAAAGUUUUUGAUGCAUUCAGCAAAUCUACAAGAUAAUUUUCUUUGUCAAUUUUAAAGAAGCAAAAUGAACCACCAAAAUAAGCAAAGAUUAUUAACAAAGAGAUGUGAAAGAAUUUUGUUCUUUUUUUCAUAAAUAUAUUGAUAUUUUAUUAAAUCUCGGAAUGAUAUAUGA